Molecule: messenger RNA, 1635 nt
Organism: Lonchura striata (white-rumped munia)
Lineage: Eukaryota; Metazoa; Chordata; Aves; Passeriformes; Estrildidae
Source: RefSeq, a predicted model, not a curated record
GUUGCUCAUUGGGAAUAGCCUCCUUCCGAAAUGGCUUCUGGAUUCCCAAAAAAGACACCGGCACCUCGUCUUCUGCGCAGGGAAAGACUGAAGCCUGACACUCUGACUCCCUCUGCCUUCCAGAAGGAGAUGUCUCUCAGCACCAAGCAGCUGCUGGCCAGAGCUAAGAAGUUGUCAGCAGCUGACCCACAGCAGAGCUCAUUUCAGCUUUGCCCACCAGAGGUGGUCCCUUUCUCUGUCCUUCCGGCCACGGGAGCUCUGGCCGUCGGUGACGCCGUGCAGGUGACAGUGGGAUUUCAGCCACUGAAGACCGGUGACUGUUCCGCAUCCCUUGUGGUGCACUACGACACAGGUGAAGACACCCACACAAGCCUUCAUGGAAGAGCUGUGGAUGCCCACAUCAGGCUGGACCAGUACACUGUGAGCUUUGAGAAGACGUACGUCAGCCUGUCAAACCACACAGCUGUGCGCAUCCACAAUAUGAGUGACAUCACAGUCUGCUUCCAGUGGAAGGCUGUUGACAGUGGGCAAGAGGAGGAUCAGCUGGAGCUGAGGCUGGACCAGUACACUGUGAGCUUUGAGAAGACGUACGUCAGCCUGUCAAACCACACAGCUGUGCGCAUCCACAAUAUGAGUGACAUCACAGUCUGCUUCCAGUGGAAGGCUGUUGACAGUGGGCAAGAGGAGGAUCAGCUGGAGCUGAGCCUCCAGAAUGAGAUGGCAGAGGUCAGAGAAGAUCCCAUGGUGCUCUCUGAUGGCAUUUUCUCCCUUGAGCCAAAGGAGGGCGAGAUCAGGCCGAAUUUUUGGGCUGAGAUCAGCGUGUCCUUCAAGCCCCAGGAAGCCCGUGCCUAUGAGCGAGCGGUUUACUGCGACAUCUCAGGCCGUGAGAACAGGCUGCCCCUGUUCCUCACAGGGGAAGGCCUCGGGCCCCGGCUCCACUCCUACUUUGAGGAACUGAACAUUGGGGAGGUUUCUAUCAGAGUAACCCACAGAUAUAAGGCGGUCCUGUUGAACAAAGGGCCCAUUGAUGCUUCCUUCAGCCUCAUCCCUCCAAGCACAGCCAUGGGCUCCUUUUUCAGCUUCCUGCCCCAGGAGGGCAUCGUGGCACCGCACGGGCUCCAGGUCAUCCAAAUCUCCUUCUGUCCCACCAUGCUGGGGCAGUUUAAGGAAGAAUUCUGCUUCUACGUGCAUAAAUCCCCUAAGCCUGUGACCUUGACUAUCAGGGGCUCCGUGAUGGGACCGACUUUCCAUUUUGAUGUGCCCGCCCUGCACUUCGGUGACAUCUCCUGUGGUUUUCCUCGCACCUUGAAGUGUCGUCUGUCUAACACCUCCCUGAUACCCAUGGUCUUCAACCUCCGCAUUCCUGGGGAUGGCUUGGGAGAGCCCAGCAUUGACGUCUCUGUGAACAUACUCAAUCCCAGUAGCCAGGUUUGGAGGAAGGAAGCCCAAAGUCCUACAAGGCCAAGGGAAUUUACCAUAAGCCCCUGCAGGGGGAGCAUCCGUGCCCUGGGAGCCCAGGAUAUCAAGGUCACCCUGUGCUCCAACACCAUUGGAGAUGCUACUGCCAACCUUGCGAUUUCAGCUGAGGAUAAAGAAAUUGAAUCAUCCGUCUAUUCUCCAGAAGACAAACCUUGA